This is a messenger RNA of Maudiozyma saulgeensis, 1269 nucleotides long. NCBI's taxonomy places the organism in Eukaryota, Fungi, Ascomycota, Saccharomycetes, Saccharomycetales, Saccharomycetaceae. The record is from the annotation of a GenBank genome assembly.
AUGAAUUACGGAAAUGAUAGCAAUAAUAUAAAUCAGAAUAACUACUCUAAUAAUGUACCGAAGCCCUCAUUCUCCGGAGUACUAGGUACUGGGAGACCCGAGGAGCGUCUGCAACAUGAUGAAGGGGAUACUUAUAGUAGACAAACACAGUUUGGCUCUAUGAACUAUCAGGAACAAACCGAAUAUUCACCAGGAUUUCAUAACUACGGCAAUAAUUACAAUAAUUACCAAGAUGUGGUGAAUCAGGGCGCCCCGCAUACUCAACCACAUCAGCAACCAGUUAAUAACCAAUUUAAUAAUAAUCUCUAUGAUCAACAAUUUACCAAUUCAGGAACAUCAUGGUCUUAUGAAAAUUCUAACAACUUGCAAAGCUACGAAAAUAAUAAUAGUUGUAAUAUCAAUAAUAGCUAUCAACAGACGAAAAGGACAGUCAGUUAUGAAGAUAUAGUGCCGACUAUACCUAAUAAUAUGAGAAAAAGAAAUAAUCAGAGUAAAUUUCAACGAAAGCAGCAGGAUCAUGUUGAUAAUAAUACAGAUAAAAAAUCAGAUAGCCCUAAAAUUAUAGAUUCUACCAUAAGCGCCCCUCCAAAGACAUCAUUGGAUAAACAGGCUAAUGAGAAACUUUCACAAUUGACCAAAGAUAAAAAAACUACAGAAAAAAGCUUAAUCACACAAGAUGAUAUACAGAAAAAGGUUUCCACAUCAACUAAUGGAGAUGGCAAUUUACACACUGAAGAAGAAGAAGAUGAUGAUGAUGAAGAUUCGCAGAAUAUAAAAAAUAAAAAUAAUAUUCAGAUUCAAGGUACUUCGAUAAAAUUAGAGACUGAUGAAGAGAUUAAAAAAUGGAAGGAAGAAAGGAGAAAGAUGUGGCUAUUGAAAAUUUCCAACAAUAAAGAGAAGCAUAUGAAGGAAAUGGGUAUAAAAGAAAAUGAUCUAAAAAAUACAAGCGUGUUGAAAGAGGCUAGUAAGCAGAAGAAAUUUAUUCAGAGUAUUGAAUCCCAGGUGCAUCGUUAUGACCCAAAGGCCAAUCUUAAUUUAAAGGUUGUGCAGAGAGAAAUGGCAAAUGAAAAUGAUAAAAUUCUGCAAUUUAUACAAGACCUUGGAGAUGCCAAUUUGUUGACAUAUGAAUUAACUGCUGCGGAAAAAGAUAAAUUAUUUGGAAGUGGACCAACUAAAUUUAAAAGAAAUUUCAAACAUCCACAGCAGUAUGGUAGAGUUCAAAAGAAACGUUUUAAUAAUGGUGGGAGAUAUAGUGGUAAUUUAAAAUAA